AUGAAGUCACUGAUACAAGUCGGUAUAAUUUUAGCUAUUCUCGCCAUUGGCACAAACAGUGUCCAAGCGGUAGAGAAAACUGCAUCCUCUACGGAUGAGCCGCGUUUGCUGACACUACAAACCCAGGCGAGUCCGGCGCCAGCUCCUCCCGUUCAGCAAGUGAUUGUUCAGGAGGAAGCAGAGCCCAGCUAUUAUUAUCCACCACCGCCACCACCAUCCUAUCCAAGUCAUCAUCAUCAUCAACAGUGUCAAUGUCCGCCUGGUCCGCCGGGACCACCAGGUCCUCCGGGAAAGCCAGGUAAUGCAGGCUCCAAAGGAUCCAAGGGCGAUAAGGGACAAAAGGGCGACACAGGCUAUCCGGGCAGACCCGGCCCAGUGGGACCACCUGGACCACCAGGCUAUCCUGGCUAUCCUGGUGGACAAUAUCCCCCACCCCACAAUCCUCCACAUCCCCCACCAGGACAUCACGACUACAGACUAUAUCCAAAUGUCGACUAUUAUCGCAACAAUUAUUAUGACCACGACAAUGAUCUCUACGAUGACAACAAUGAAAGAUCCUUAAGUAAAUCUCGCAAAAAGUCAAACAAAUCGAAAAUCUAUUUAGCAAUUACUCCACUCCGAAAUCCUUUUGAAUGA
Messenger RNA from Drosophila willistoni, 636 nucleotides. Its product is annotated as cuticle collagen 2C. The transcript has a single exon. NCBI's taxonomy places the organism in Eukaryota, Metazoa, Arthropoda, Insecta, Diptera, Drosophilidae. The record is from RefSeq and is a predicted model, not a curated record. Bases 1 to 636 code for a protein of 211 amino acids.